UAGUUUGUUGAGUAGGUCUUUUUUUGUUUGGUCUUGCUGAUGAGAUGAGCGAUGACUUGACUAAUAAAUAACAGGCCGUGAAAUUGUGGAUGAAUUCCUCCGAUCUGCUAUUCCUCUACCCUUUCAUUCUCUCUCCAAUACACGGAGAAAGAACACUAACUAUCCUUUCAUUUACUAAAAAGCAAUUACUAUUUAAUAGGAACUGAAUCCGGCAUUGUUUCAGGACAUCAAGCCUUUCGAUCUUUCAAGAUUUACAAGUAUGUGUCCAAUGGAUUCCAUGAGCACUGAAGGAGGGUCAACCUCAUCAUCUUCUACUUCUUCUUCAACAACUCGGUGGAAAUUCGAUGUCUUUAUUAGUUUUAGAGGUAAGGACACCCGUUCUGAUUUUACGGACCAUCUAUAUGCAGCUUUGGAACAGAAGGGCAUUUUGACCUUUAAGGAUGAUAAUAGACUUGAGCGGGGAAAAGCUUUUUCAACAGUCUUGAAAGCAGUGGAAGAAUCGAGGUUUGCUAUCGUCGUUUUCUCAAGAAACUAUGCAUCUUCAACAUGGUGCUUGGAUGAGCUUGUAAAAAUCAACGGAUGUAUUAAUGACACGGGAAUGACAGUUCUGCCGGUUUUUUAUGACGUGGAUCCAUAUGAAGUGCGGAGGCAAAGAGGAAAUUUUGCAGAAGCUUUUGAUGAACACGAACGAUUUAAGGAGAAUAUUGAGAAGCUUGAAGUUUGGAGAGACGCUUUGAGAGAAGUGGGGAGUCUGUCUGGUUGGGUUGCUACUGGAGAUAGUAAUGUGUCAGAAUUAAUCAAAAGCAUUGUGGAACAGAUAUCGCAAAAUCUGAGUUCAAGUUUCUCAAGCAUUACCAAUGACUUGGUAGGAAUAGAUUCUUCAGUGCAAAAAUUGAUCACUUCAUAUUUAAACAAUAGGAACAAUGUUUUCAUGAUAGGGAUUUGUGGUAUGGGGGGAUCCGGAAAGACAACUCUUGCUAGAGUGUUCUAUGAAAAGCUUCGUAGUUCUUUUGAAGGUUCUUCCUUUAUUGCUAACGUUAGGGAAUAUUCAGAAAAAUUUGAUUUGCUUCAGUUACAACAGCUGCUUCUAGCAGAUAUUUUGGAGGAAAGGAAUAUAGAGAUAAGGACUGUUUAUCAUGGAAUUGACAUGAUCAAGAGAAGGCUAUGUCAUAAAAAAGUUCUAAUUGUUCUUGAUGAUGUUAAUAAACUGGACCAACUAGAAAAUUUGGCUGGAGAGCAUGGCUGGUUUGGAUUGGGGAGUUUGAUCAUCAUAACAACUAGAGAUGAACUUCUAUUGUUCCAACAUGGAGUGCGUGAAAUACAUAAGCCUAAUGCAUUAUCUAGUGAUGAUGCUUUAAAACUUUUUUGUUUGAAAGCCUUCAAAGAUGAAAAACCCAAAGAAGAUUAUAUGCAACUCUCCCUGGAUGUUGUACGCUAUGCUAAUGGCCAUCCAUUAGCUCUUGUAACUUUUGGUUCCUUUUUGUUUGGAAGAACAGUGGAUGCAUGGCAAAGUGCAUUGGACACGUAUAAAAAAAAUCCUAAAAGAGAAAUAUUUGACUCACUAAGAGUAAGUUAUGACGGGUUAGAGGAAAUAUGGAAGGAUAUAUUUCUAGAUGUUGCAUGUUUCUUUAGAGGGAAGAUGAGAGAUCAAGUAAUAGAGAUAUUAGAGGCCUGUGGUUUUCAUGCAAGACUCGGAAUACAAGUUCUCAAGGAAAAAUCUCUCCUAACCAUAGAAAACGAUGCAUUGCAGAUGCAUGAUCUAGUGCAAGAAAUGGGUAUGGAAAUUGUCCGUCAGGAAUCACCUGAAGAGCCUGGGGAGCGCAGUAGGUUGUGGCUUCGUGAGGAUUUGUUUCAUGUAUUGAUGAACAAUACGGCAAAAACAGCAAUUCAAGCCAUAGUCCUAGACUUAUCUGGAGGGGAUGAGGCAUAUCAGCACAUUGAAUCGUAUUCUCAAGGUUUUUCAAAGAUGUGUAAUCUUAGAUUGCUCAUAAUUAAUAAUGUGCACAUCCCGAAUGGUCUCAAUCUUCGUUCUACUGAAUUAAAACUUCUUGAAUGGUGUGGGUAUUCUUCAAAAUGUUUGCCAUCCAGAUUCCAAUCAAAAGAGCUUGUUGAACUUAGACUGCGGUUUAGCAAAAUUAAAUAUCUUUGGAGAGGUGUAAAGUAUUUAGACAAGUUAAAAGUCAUCAAUCUUGAAUAUUCCAUAGACCUUAUUAGGACACCUGACUUCACAGGGGUUCCAAGACUUGAGAAAAUAUGUCUUCGAGGUUGCAAAAGUUUGGUUAAGAUCCACCCAUCUAUUGGACAGCUUAGUAAGCUUACUGUUUUAAAUUUGGAAUUCUGCCAAUCUCUUAUCAAUCUUCCAAGCAGCACAGAUAGUCUAAGGUCUCUUGAAAUACUCAUUCUUUUGGGAUGCUCAAAACUUGCCAACCUGCCAGAGAACUUGGGGAAAAUCAAAAGUUUGAAGGAACUUUAUUUCACUGGAACUGCUAUUAGAGAAGUCCCAUCUUCCAUUAGUUUCUUGAUAUGUCAUGGAUGUGAAAAGCAAUUUUUUAAGUCAAGGCUUGAUAGUGUUUUCUGCGUUCACUCGUUAAAAUCUAUAUCACUAUCUACAAACAAGCUUGUCUUUGCCCUACCCACAAACAUCAGUCAACUUCAGAAAUUGGAAUCUCUUGAUUUGAGCAACUGCAUUCAACUUCAAUCAUUGCCAGAGUUUCCGUCAAAUUUGAUAUAUAUAAAUGCUAAAGGUUGUUCUUCCCUGGAACCGUCACCAGCACUGCUCAGUGCGAGCAAUUUGUCACAACCAUCAAUUUCAUUUUUUAAUUGCUGCAAGUUGGUUAAGUAUAAUGAGGGUGGUGAUGGUCUGGCAUUUGCAAUGUUGAAACAUUACCUACAGAGACUCAUUUAUCCAAAAACUGGAUUGUAUGAAACUUCUACCAAAAGGAAAGAUAGGUCUAGAGCUGCGUUCCAGAUAAGUAUUCCUGGAUUGGAUGUUCCAGAGUGGUUAACUCAUCGAAGUAUUGGGCAUUCAAUAUUGUUAGAGCGGCCUCUGAAUUGGUCUAAUAGCAGGUGGAUGGGAAUUUCUUUGUGUGCUCUUUUCAGAAUAAAUUGCUGCGGGUGUUCGAGCGAAAGAUAUAGUCUUAAAGGUCAUGUGAAAGCCUAUGGUGAUAUGCCUCACGAUACUUAUAAAGUUAUUAAAGAGACAUCCUCUGAAGUUGUUAUUUGGGAGACAUCCUUUGAAGUUGCUAUUAGGGAAACAUCCUUUGAUUAUAAUGUGCGUCACCUUUGGCUAUUGUAUUGGUCUCGUGAUGAUUUGCUAGGUGAAGAUUGGAAUGAUCAUGAAUGCAGUCAGAUUAAUGUUGUAUUUGACAGCAAUAGCCCAAGUGUGGAGGUGAUCAAAUGUGCAGUCCGUUUGAUAUACGAGCAAGAUGUGGAAGAGUUCAUUUAAAAAAUUGCACAAUGCAGCAGUAGGUGCGUUAUCGCUUCCAAGGGUUUGAAUUGUGUCCAUAAAUUUGAAAAUUCAACCGUAGUAAAAGCUACCAAAAUUAUGAGAACCUAUGAAGACAAUAAUGAGGCAGGACGUAGUGCAAGAUGAGCUUUCCUGAGGAAACUGAAAAGCGGUAACAACCAUCUCAUACAUCCUUCCUGUUACAAGUAUUUUUUCUUUAUAGCUGUAAUUUCCCAGAUUGCUUGUCUAGAUUUUUGUGUAGAUUUGGAUUGUUUAGGUGUUGCAUAGGCAUGUACUGGGUAGGUUUUUUCUUCAUAAACAAAUACGAGAAAUCUCAAUUGUGAUUGGUUAUAAUAGGGUAUUGCAUAAUUGUGGCCAACACUCUCCUCAAGUCAUGACAAAUUGAAUCACAGUUAACCUGGUAACAUUAUGGACCAAGCAAUCCAAAUCACCCUUUACUUCUGUAUUCUUGAAAAUUAACCUUAGAUUUUGUCGCGAGUUCAAUGCCAGUUGUCUAAAGAACUUGAUUUUUCAGCCUCCACGUCAUCAUUUGUUACAAGAAGCCUACUAACUAGUGAAAGCUUAGGUAAUUAAUGCCUAUGGAUUACACAAGUCUUGACAAGUAUGUUAAGAGAUUUAAAUGAGUAAAUAGUGUGGAUUUGUGUGUACCGCUGGUUUUGUCAUCAGCAAUCAAAUUCCAAUAUUUUCUAUUUUUUGGCCUGACCUCAAGCGAACUCAUAGACCAAAACAAAUCAAAG
This is a messenger RNA of Quercus lobata, 4203 nucleotides long. Its product is annotated as TMV resistance protein N-like. Gene Ontology annotation, molecular function: ADP binding. The coding region runs from base 260 to 3445 and encodes 1061 amino acids. Lineage: Eukaryota; Viridiplantae; Streptophyta; Magnoliopsida; Fagales; Fagaceae. Gene Ontology annotation, biological process: defense response; signal transduction. The transcript is spliced from 6 exons. The record is from RefSeq and is a predicted model, not a curated record.